This is a messenger RNA of Symbiodinium natans, 2685 nucleotides long. The record is from the annotation of a GenBank genome assembly. NCBI's taxonomy places the organism in Eukaryota, Dinophyceae, Suessiales, Symbiodiniaceae.
AUGGAGCUUCCAGCCUUUGAAGUCGAGGAGGAGGAGGCUGCCGGGACGAACAUCGACCUGGGGCUGCCGGCCUUUGACGCGGAGGACGAGGAUGACAUUCCAGUCUCCAACCUGGUGCCCAAGUCGGCUCAGGUGCCGGUGAAGACACAGCCAGGCGCCGGAGUCGACUUGACUGGCGAUCACGACGAGGGGGGUGAUGUGUGGCAGCGGCUGGAGAGAGAACUCCAGGCGCCCAUACACCUCCCGGUGGCCGACAGCCUGGAGCCUACCGGGCCUGCCGGGGAGACUGCGGACGACAAGGAGGAUUCGGACGACGAUUGGGCGUUUGUGUGGAAAGGCUCGCAAAGCAAGCUGCCGUCAAACAUCUUACAAGAGAUCGAAAACAACGUAAAAGCGGCCGCCGACUUUCACAAGGAGAAUUGGACCAAGAAGAAAGAAGAGGACGAGCAGGCGCAGGAGGACGACGACGAAGAGGGCUGGGGCGCGCAUAUGUACGAGUCCAAGGAGGAGAAGGAGGCGUCCAAAGAAAACUGGGUGCCGGAGGAGGACUGGAGUGAGUGGGCCUCCAACUCCAAGGAGGCCGUGGCGGCCCAGCGGCUCGUGCAGAAGAUUCGCAGCCGCGUCGGAAGCAACGUGAAGCAAGAGCUCUCCGACCAGCAGCCCUUCCCGAGCGAGGAUUUGCUAGAGGUGAUAAAGCUUUGGAUCGCACGGGAGAUGCCCGAGCAGCGCAUGCUGCUGGCGAUGCUGCUUUGGAUCGAGGCGAUCACCAUUGAGGUGCCGAUCGUCCGGCCGGACUUGAACCAUUAUGCGAUGACCAUCCUUGCUAAGGAGGAAAAUCAAACUGCCCUGCGGGAAGCAGCUGACCACGUCUCCCACGAUGUGCUCUUGGUGAAGGCAGGCGCACCCAUCCCUCCGCCAGCCCUCCGCAACGAGGAGGCUCCCAAGGUGCAGAAGUCUUUGAUUUCAUCGCUGAGCGGCAUGCUGGGGCACGCAGACUUCAGAAUCGACGAGGAAGAUUUGACUUCCAUGUUCGAGGAGGUCUUCGCAGAUCUUCCACUGACAUUGCGUCUGGCAUCCUUGGUUCACCUCAAUGAGAAAGCCGAGUUGCUGAAGAAGCUGUGGGCUGACAAAAGCUCUCUGCUGGAGGAGAUGCGGAGGCUUGCCGCCUUCGAUCGUGCCAGCGAGGUGAUUUGCCGCCUCACUCUGCAGCAUGCUGUCCAGCUGGGCCAGCAGGCCCUCAACAAAGACUUCCGAGACCUGCGGGACUGUCUGGUUGAUUCAUUGAACCGCAUGGGCACGGAGUGGCGGAUUGCCCCGAAUGAGGAGCACUUGAUGCAGAUCCAUACUCUGACCUUGGAGCGGCAGUUGCAGAUCAUGCUCAGCAUUGAGCGCGACAUCGAGCUCCAAUGGUAUGGACUGUCGCUCAAGGUGAAGUCGCCAGAUGAGCGGAGCCGCCAGCUGCGAACCUACCUAAACUUCGAGGAACGCCUGAGGCCAUACCUUUUAGAGGCCGACCUUGUGGGAGGCAAGCAGCUGCGGGACUUGCAGACAGAGAGUGGGAUGAGUGUGGAGAUCAAAGACCUCGCUGGUGUCCGUCAGGGUGUGACGGAGGUCUUCAAGAAGUUGAAGCAGAGGUACCAGUGGAAGCCGACCAUGACCUCCCGCGUCGAGAUCUCCCGUGUGAACUGGGUGGCUCGGCUCUCUGCAGUGAUCCGCCUGGCCAUGAAGACGACUUGCCUCUUCGCCGACCAGGAGCUGAGGCACCUGCUAAGAGAGGACGAGAAGAGGAAGCUGGGGAGAGAGGUGUUCGAGCAGUACAAACAGUGGUCCAAGCUCGAGCGAGGUGAUGGCAUGGCUAUCAAAGGCAUCAAAAUUGCUCCUGCAGACCUUGUGGCAAAGAUCCGGCAGAAGUACGAGGCGCUUGGGCAGGCCUUCCAGCAGCCGCAAUUCCAGCCUCACACCCCAGCCGGCCUGGGUGUGGCAGCCAUGACGCCCGGUAUGGGCCUGAUGACGCCAGGCUUGAACCCGGGCACCCCGGGCUUGGGGAACCUCACGCCCGGUGGAACCGGAACCCGAACGCCCUUCAACUUGGAGUACUCUGGCGGCUACGAAAAGGUGGAGGGCAACACCCCUCAGUGGAAGACGCCGAUGACGCCGCUGGGGCAGACGUCUGGUAUGCCCAGUGCUGGCACACCCUUGUUCCAGACAGGAGUGCGCGCAUCCCGUACGCCUGGUGGACCACCUCCGCCAACCCCGACGGAGGUGCGCGCCUCCGGCACUCCGGGCGGCCCACCUCCACCCACGCCGGGCCAGGUGCGCGCCUCCGGCACUCCGGGCGGCCCACCUCCACCCACGCCGGGCCAGGCUGGGGCGCACGUCAGGGGGUCCAUGACGCCUCCAGGGCCUGCGGCUUUCACGCCCAAUCUGCAGGGGAGCUACGGCAUCAACCCCUUCACUCCGGGAGGGAUUCCGGGACAACCGGCGACUCCGGUCGGACAGUUCGGAGCACCCGUGCCCUUCACACCUGGGGGGCCGCCGCCGCCAACCCCAGGAGCUCCCACAACGCCAGCCGCACUUAGCCACCCACCACGCACACCUUCCUAUCUGCCUGGCUCUGCCAACGCUCCUACUACGCCAGUCGCGCUGCAGAAAGACGAGAAGUCGGUUAAGACCGAGAGCGCGUGA